This is a messenger RNA of Plectropomus leopardus (leopard coralgrouper), 2435 nucleotides long. RefSeq lists its product as uncharacterized. Gene Ontology annotation, molecular function: DNA-binding transcription repressor activity, RNA polymerase II-specific; RNA polymerase II cis-regulatory region sequence-specific DNA binding. The record is from RefSeq and is a predicted model, not a curated record. Gene Ontology annotation, biological process: regulation of transcription by RNA polymerase II. Gene Ontology annotation, cellular component: nucleoplasm. Lineage: Eukaryota; Metazoa; Chordata; Actinopteri; Perciformes; Serranidae.
GAUGGCGAGCUGUGUUAGCUUUUGAUUGUUUUGGACGUUGUGCUGAGAGUCUACGCCGUAAAAAUCAAACUGCGCGGCAGUUUUUUUUUAUUUUACAAACUUUAGGGACAAAGUUUGAAACCAGCAUGUGCUCCGUCCUCGGAUGUAAUUCGUGGCGUCGCAGGACACAGCGGUUCAAGUUACCGGAGGAUCCAGAGAGGAGGCUGGAGUGGGUUCAGUUCAUUUUAGAAGUAAACGAUCAACGACUGAAAGAGUCGUCCUGGACUGAUAUCACCAUAUGUAGAAAUCAUUUCACAGAGGACUGUUUCAUAAACCAGACUGAGACUGGGACGAUCCAGCUGAAGUCCAGUGCUGUCCCAUCUCUGUCUAUCAAGUCAGAACCAGACGAACCUGAUCAGGAGCCUAUAGAGACCAAAGAAGUUGCUUCUCAGUGUGAUAUACAUGAAGCAUGUGAUAGUCCAUCCUCCUAUUCUGAUGAAUCAGGAGUAACUUCAACAGCUGCCCAAGGAAGCCCUGCACCAAGUGAAGCUUCAGAUGUUUUCAUGUCUGAUGGUCGGACGCCACAAAACAUUGUGAACAUUGACAUGAUCAUGAAAAAAGCUGCACUUCUGCAGAUAAAAGGGAAGUAUGUUGUGAAUGAAAAACGUCUCCUGGAGUUGUUCAGCCACAAGUGUCCAUUAUGUGGCUCUAAAGUAAAGACGGAGAAGGUCACCUUCGGAGUGCUCAUUAUCUUGAAUCAACAGUGCAUCAAGUGCAAAUACAGAAAGCACUGGAAAAGCCAAGUUAACGGUAGAGUUCCAACUGCUGAAGACGAACACCUGACAGAAGUCGUAGAAGUUGACCUAACUCCAGAGACCCAACAGACAGGGUCAACAGAUGACAUUCGCAGCACUGUCACAGGCAUGUUUGAGAUUGACGCUGUAAUUGAUGAGAGGAGUGAUUCCGCUGAUGAAACGGAGGAAUCAAGUGAUGAAGGUGACAUGGAUUCAGACGAGGACUGGAAUCCAGCGGAGAAGCAUUCACUGGCUAACAAGCGUCAUGAGGAAUCUAACCAGGAAAGCGAAGAUGAAGAGGAAGAUGAAGAGAAAAGGGAAGAAUAUGAUGAUUAUCCUUCACUUCCCGUCAGAUACAGUCAGCUCUGCACAGAGUGUGGAAAGUUUGUUAAUAAACAUAAACCUCACACGUGUGAGCACAAAAUUAAACCCUAUUCUUGCAACAUUUGUGGAAAAAGAUGUGUUAGUGAGGUCGCGCUGAAUUUUCACAGCAGAAUCCACAAUGAAAACUAUGAAUUCAAAUGCAAGUUUUGCCACGCCACUUUCAAAACAAAGGCCGGCAAAUUCACCCACCAGGAGAUUCACGUGACUGAAGGAAAACCCUACAAAUGUCCCGACUGUUCAGAGACGUUCGCCACAAAUAAGGAGCGCAGUAUCCACCUGGAGGAUCACAGAGGGCCCCGACAAUCGAAAUGUCACAUCUGUGGGGUUGAAUUUCGCUCGCCGCCUUAUCUUCAGAGACACUUAGCUGUGCACACAGGAGAGAAGCCGUUUAAGUGUUCAGUGUGCGAUCGUGGCUUCAACCAGGCGAGCCACCUGAAAUCACACAUGCGUCUGCACACAGGGGAGAGACCCUUUAAGUGUCAGCACUGUGACAAAUGCUUCAAUCACAACGUGAGCUUGAAGAGUCACGUCCAACGUUACCACACACCCAAUUCUGGACGUGAACAGAAGAAGGGUAAAAGAAACAAAACUGUAAGCAGCGCUGCUGAUGCUGAGGAUAAUGGGUGCCAGAGAGGUGCAGACUCUGGGCUUCACAAUGUUGAAGAACGUGAUAAAGCAGUGGAAGUGCAGGAGAGAAUUAAAAAACCUCUAAAUAAAAGUAGAAGCACAGGUAGGCCCAUAGGUAGACCUAAGAAAAAAGCAGACAACUUGGUUCUGGCAGGGGAAAUGCAGGGCCGGUGUUCAAACACAAAGACUGCCAAAGUAAAGGUACGGAAGAUAAUGAACACGCAUAGCAGUGGCGAAGAAAGUGAGGACGAGCCAACCGAGGAAAAUAGUGAGACUGUGACAUUGAGCACAAGUUGAUCAAAAAAAGGGCAACGAAUCGUGACUCUGAUUUUGACUCAGGAGAAAGAAAAGGCAGAGGACGACCAAGAAAGAAUCAAAUCGUAAAAGACAGUUAAAAAAAUAUUGAGAUGAGCUUUUAUUUAGAGAUACAUAAUUUAGAUAGUCAUACAGAACUGGAUGUUUUUUAAAAAAAUGAUAUAUUUAAACAAUUUAACAUGAGAGCUAAAUGUGAACACUUGAGCUAAGGACAAACUCCAUUGCUUUUCACUGUUAAGACAUCAUGUCACUUUGAUUUCAAAAUACUGUUGAAUCCUGUUGUGAAUGCCAUGGAAUCAAACUGGAUACAAUCAGAUUAAACUGUGUUGAUGUCAA